AUGUUUUUUGCCAAUGUCCUUGUCGGCGUCUUAGCCGCUCAGGCCGUAUCAAACAAUGGAGCACCACGCCCAGCGCAAGCAGGCAAGUAUGCAGCUUUGAUGGCUGCUGCGGCCCUACCCGUCUCGGGUGCCCCUUUGAUGGGUCUCAUUGAACCGAGAACACCCCGUCACAAGAGAGGCCAAAACGCCCAAGGUGAUCAAGGGGGACAGAACGACGAUCAAGACCAGGAUGAUGAUCAGAACGGCCAGGACAAUGAAGACGGCCAAGACGACGAUAACGAACAAGGCGGUCAACAGAAUAACGAUGGUCAAAAUAACCAAGACGACAAUGAUCAAGACAACGAUGAGCAAGGAGAUGGCCAGAACGACAACCAAAACAACGGUAAUCAGAACGGAGCAGAGAAUGGCAACCAGGGCAACAACCAGGGCAACGAUCAAGGCAAUGACCAAGGCAAUGGAGGAGGCCAACAAGGCGACAAUGCCGGAAAUACUGCAACGGAGACUCUGGCCACCGAAACCCAGACUGAUGCUGCUGCUGUCGAGACGCAGACUGAUGCUGCUGCUGUCGAGACGCAGACUGAUGCUGCUGCUGUCGAGACGCAGACUGAUGCUGCCGAUGCCAUACAGGAUGCCGCUGCUACCGAAACUGCUGUUCUUACUGAAACUGGAGCUGCCAAUGGGACGGCUGCUGCUUCAACAACUGACGCCGCGGCCACAGCUGCACCUACGGCUUGCAAAGCAAAGAACAAGAAUGGUAACAAUGGCAAUGGCAACGACAACGGCAACGACAAUGGCAACGACAACGGCAAUGAUGGGAAUGAUAAUGGUAAUGGACAGGACAACGCGGACAACAACCAGAAUGGUGAUGACAACGCCAAUGAUAACGGCAACGAAAAUGGCAACAACGCUGGAGACGCCACAAACGAUAACGGUAACAAUGACGAUGCCGCUGGGGAUGCCGCGGGUAACGACAACGCUGGUGGAAACAACGGAAAUGACGACAACAACGAGGACGCUGCCCAAGGAGAUAACGCAGACGACAAUGGCGACAAUGCAGCAGACAAAGCUGCUGGCAACGGCAACGACAACGCCGACGGUAACAAUGCAGGAGGCGAUGCUGCUCAAGAUGGUAACGACGCAAGCAACAAUGACGACAACGCAUCACAGGACGACGCCAAGGCAGGUGAUAAGGCAAAGGAAAAUGCUGCCUGCAACGCUAAGCGCGGUAUUCUCGGCGACCUCCUUCAGAAUCUACAAGGAGGUGCUGCCGCUGGCGGUGAUGCCGCCGCUGAUUGCGAUAACUAA
Messenger RNA from Fusarium poae, 1305 nucleotides. RefSeq lists its product as uncharacterized. Bases 1 to 1305 code for a protein of 434 amino acids. The record is from RefSeq and is a predicted model, not a curated record. The transcript has 3 exons. NCBI's taxonomy places the organism in Eukaryota, Fungi, Ascomycota, Sordariomycetes, Hypocreales, Nectriaceae.